AUGUCACUGCUUUGCCCUGCUCAGCAUGCGGUUGACCCGUUUACCAUCCCUACUCCGUACUGCGUCCCCGACUCUGUGCUGAGUAUCGACGCAAUGGCCAACGGCCCAUGCUUCGGCAUCCUCGUCCCCCGGUUGAUGUCAUUUCCUGCAACCAACCUCCUGGAUCCCGCCCGAUAUCAGUCCCAGAAGCGAAAAGAGGCGACAUCACCAAGCGAGGCGGCGAUAGACAAGGCCAGGACGCCAAACCCCAGCACCAUCCCCAACCUCAGCCGGCAUACGGAGUACUGGGGUUCAACCACCCAUCACUGA
Colletotrichum abscissum is the source of this 309-nucleotide messenger RNA. RefSeq lists its product as uncharacterized. The transcript has a single exon. NCBI's taxonomy places the organism in Eukaryota, Fungi, Ascomycota, Sordariomycetes, Glomerellales, Glomerellaceae. The record is from RefSeq and is a predicted model, not a curated record. The coding region runs from base 1 to 309 and encodes 102 amino acids.